Messenger RNA from Lampris incognitus (smalleye Pacific opah), 1069 nucleotides. RefSeq names its product protein FAM117B-like. The coding region runs from base 52 to 1020 and encodes 322 amino acids. NCBI's taxonomy places the organism in Eukaryota, Metazoa, Chordata, Actinopteri, Lampriformes, Lampridae. The record is from RefSeq and is a predicted model, not a curated record. The transcript is spliced from 7 exons.
CUGACAGGUCCCUGGCCUCAGGACGACAGCCAGCACCAACACGUUCCCUACAUGAGGGACAAGGCAACUCAGACCCCCCGGGCCUGGGCAGAUGAGAGGAGGAGGGGCUCUCACAAACGUUCGGCCUCCUGCGGGAGCACCGACCAGCUUAAGGAGAUUGCCAAGUUGCGUCAGCAGCUUCAGCGCAGCAAACGCAGCAGCCGCCAUCGGAGAGACAAGGAGCGCAAGUCUCCCUUCAAUGGUAGCCACACCAUCAUCCAGUCACAGUCUCCAAUGCCCAAGACCAUCCUGAUCCCCAUCCCCAUCUCCAAGUCGUCGGCCCCGCGCUUUCGCAACAGCGUGGAAGGCCUCAACCAGGAGAUUGAACGCAUCAUCAUUCGUGACACUACGGAGAAGGAUGAGGUCAUCAUUCCGCAGGACGUUCCAGAUGGGCAUCGCGCCCCCCCACCUGUCCCCCCCCAGCGCAGCAGCAGCACCCGCAGUAUUGACACACAGACCCCCUCGGGGGGCGGCCUGAGCGGCGGUAGCCAUAGCAACUGCAGCAGCCGCCCCGAUUCCAUUUCGCCCUCCUACCUCACCAUCCUCAACGACAUGGGAGGCAGCAGCCCGUAUGAGGACAAAGAGCUUGGCCCGUGCUCCCCACUACCUAAAUACGCUGCGUCUCCCAGACCCAACAACAGCUACAUGUUCAAGAGGGAGCCUCCGGAGGGCUGUGAGAAAGUCAAGGUGUUUGAAGAGUCCAUGCCCAAGCCUCUCCAGGAGAUCCCUCCUUUCCUGUGUCCGGACCGGAACAAGGUCAACUUCAUCCCCAACAGUGGCUCAGCCUUCUGCUUGGUCAGUAUCCUCAAGCCCCUGCUUCCUGCCCCGGAGCUCAGUUUCCGCCCCGGGGUGGGUCUCCGGAGCCUGUCCCCCUCCCUGGUGCCUCUGGGUGGCCUGCGCAGCCUGUCCCCCGCCCUUGGCCUGUCACGGAGCUCUGGCUCCACUCAGCCCUGCCUUCUGGAGGAGCCGGAGAGCUUCUGAUGGCCCACAGGCUUGGUGCGGGGGACAAACGUUAGUGAUCCCGACCAGA